Liolophura sinensis is the source of this 1717-nucleotide messenger RNA. RefSeq names its product probable inactive peptidyl-prolyl cis-trans isomerase-like 6. Gene Ontology annotation, molecular function: peptidyl-prolyl cis-trans isomerase activity. Gene Ontology annotation, biological process: protein peptidyl-prolyl isomerization. NCBI's taxonomy places the organism in Eukaryota, Metazoa, Mollusca, Polyplacophora, Chitonida, Chitonidae. The transcript has 7 exons. The record is from RefSeq and is a predicted model, not a curated record. Bases 102 to 995 code for a protein of 297 amino acids. Gene Ontology annotation, cellular component: cytoplasm.
UUCCUUGCACUUCUACCAGUUAUCCACAUUUUACAUUCUGCUCUCGGAAAACACGUACAGUGCACAUUUUGUUUACACCGUUGUAUCCAUGGCUAACAAUCAUGGCGGACGAGACGACUUACCGUGUAGAGAUUGUGGGUUUACUUAAUGAUGUGUCGUUUACCAUGGCCCGAUAUUGUUUGGAGGAUCUCCAGAAGAACAGCCCAAAAGUGUUUGUAGAUGCUAAAGUCACUGGUUUAUUGGACGUGGAAUGGAAUACUUACAAAGAAGAAAAAAUCAAGGAACUUCGAGGGGAAACAUGGGAGUUUGAGGAUAAGGCGUUUGUGUUUGUGAAUGGACAGAUGAUUGGUGGUCCUGAAGUGUUCAUUUCAUGGGCAGAACACAACCAUGGUCAUGAGGAGUUCAGACCUGAAUCUCUCUUUUUAGCUCUGACAGAGGAGACCUAUGCAGAACACAUGAACAACACAAAGCAUGAUUUUGUGUUUAUGGAUUUUACAAUUGGAGAUGAACCUUCUGGCAGGCUGGUGAUUGAGCUGUUUUCUGAUCUAGUUCCGAAAACCUGUAAGAACUUUCUGGAAUUAUGCACGGGACGACGAGGGUUAACCCAAGAUCAAGCGCAUAAUCUUCACUACAAGGACUCUGUAAUUCAUCGCAUAGUGCCAAAUGGCUGGAUCCAAGGGGGAGAUAUCUAUUAUGGGAGAGGCAAUGGUGGAGAGUCUAUUUAUGGACUUGUGUUUGAAGAUGAGAACUACUGUGUGAAGCACACAAAGAGGGGGAUAGUAGGCAUGUGUAACAAAGGCAGACAUACCAAUGGCUCACAGUUCUACAUUACAUUACAACCUGCAAAAUGGAUGGACACUCGCUUUGUCGCUUUUGGGCAAAUUGUUGAGGGUGCAGAAACAUUGAAGAAAAUAGAGGAACAGGAAACCUUAAUCGAAAGACCAGUGAAGGAAGUGAAAAUUGUUAACUGCGGACAAAUUAAAUACAACUUUUAAUUUUAUAAGAAAUAUAUAUUGAUUGGUAGCAAGGUGCUUGUGGACAUUCGCCUUAUUUUCACUGAGGAAGCCAAUUCCUAUAUGUAUCUGUUCCUGUUAAGUCCUGAACAAACAUAAUGCCAAGUGUUAGUACGCACAAGGGCUUUACCAGGAUUUUAAUAUAUAUACUGUAUUUUAAAACAAGGUCAGCAUUGAGAAAACAGUGCUUUAUUUGAUUGCAAACAAAUGUAUGUACACAAUAUACUAUUCAACUACUGUUAUAAUAUGUACAUUAAUUUGUUAAAACAACAAUUCAUCUGUAAUAUGUUACUAAAAUAUAUUAAAGUUCAUUCAAUGAACUUUGUUACUGAACUGGAAUAAAAUUUUUGAUAGAAGAUAAACAUGGGCAGUUUGUAUUGUUUACAGAAUCCAAAAUUAUUGGACAUAGUUUUCAUAAUCUGGCUAUUUUAUCACAUAUGAUUGCCGCAAACCCACACAAUCUGAGCAGAAGUCAUUUUUGCAAAGUUAUUUAAGCUGCCAAUAAGUCCUCGAAUCAACUACAAUGCUUCAAAUAUAUUAAAUUUUACUGUCUGACAGACUCAAAUAUUACCACAAAAGGAGAUAUUAUGGGUAAAUCAACAGCAGAAAUGAGCAUUUCCUCUUAAUAAUACAAUAUUCUGGUUAUUUUGCAAGUUGGUGUUACACCUGCAUAUUCUUAGAUUGCAUCAGUUGAUUAUAAAAUC